AUGGCGCCAGACGAAUACUCCACUGGCGGGGGUGGCAAGCUCAAGCUCAAGGGCAGCAAAGUGAGCGACGGGCGGGUCGACAAGAAAAAGAAGAAGAAGGCGAAGAAAGAGAAAGACGCGCAAGGCGACCAAGCUGAACAGGCUCAACGGGCCCAGCGGCAGGGGUCAGGUGAGGCUGAUGCUGAACUCCAGCGGGAUGGUUCCCGGGAACGAGAUGAGGAGGUUGGGUCUUCGGCGAAGACGGAGGCUGAGAGGAAGUAUGAGGAGGUUAGAAGGAAACGGUUGCAUGAGCGGCUCCAGAAGGAAGGUAUCAAGUCACACAAGGAACGUGUGGAGGAGUUGAACAAGUACCUCAGCCGGCUGAGUGAGCAUCAUGAUAUGCCGAAGAUCGGACCUGGUUAA
Messenger RNA from Penicillium cataractarum, 402 nucleotides. RefSeq lists its product as uncharacterized. Bases 1 to 402 code for a protein of 133 amino acids. Lineage: Eukaryota; Fungi; Ascomycota; Eurotiomycetes; Eurotiales; Aspergillaceae. Gene Ontology annotation, cellular component: nucleolus. The record is from RefSeq and is a predicted model, not a curated record. The transcript has 3 exons.